Mus pahari (shrew mouse) is the source of this 650-nucleotide messenger RNA. RefSeq lists its product as uncharacterized. The transcript has 3 exons. NCBI's taxonomy places the organism in Eukaryota, Metazoa, Chordata, Mammalia, Rodentia, Muridae. The record is from RefSeq and is a predicted model, not a curated record. The coding region runs from base 1 to 615 and encodes 204 amino acids.
AUGACUAAGAACACAGCUCAAAGGAAUUCGUGUCUUUUCCGCGCACCAUUGGGGGCCGCACCGGUCGCGUCCCGCGCGAAGCCCUGGCGUGAGUUUGGGGGCGCAGCGGGGCCCGGCGGGGGCGGCGAGCGCGCGUUCCCCCGCCCGCUCGGGCGGCGUCGAGGCGCGAGCAGCUCAGCCAGCCUUGCAGAGGGAGCUCUCGGCAGCUCAGGGGUCCCCUCUGCUCGCAGCCGCCACAGCAGCGCCGCCUGCGACACUCGGCAGCGACGGAGACCGGCAGCGGGGACGCUCGGACUAGCAGAGACGAGAGAGCGCCCCAGCUGCCGGAGAAGCAACGCAGGGCGAUCGGGUAGGUUCCGGGACUCGCUGGACUUGAAGAUGGGGAGCCCGAGGCGCGUCGCUCGGGACCCGACACCCACACGGUUCCGGGACCUGGCUAAACGGCCGGCCGAGGGUUCAGAACCCCCCUCGGCGAAGCAAGCGGCGGCAACCGAGUCUCAGAGGGUCCAGCCUCGCUUUGAAUUCAUGAGAAAGAAGAGUGUGAAACAAGAAGAAAAGAUAAGGUUGGAAGAGGGCAAGAGAAAGGAGGGGAUGGAGGGAACCUACAGCCACUAAUAAAAUAAACACAAUAAACUGUCCUGACCACCUCA